This is a messenger RNA of Ipomoea triloba (trilobed morning glory), 3957 nucleotides long. RefSeq lists its product as uncharacterized. Gene Ontology annotation, biological process: DNA integration. Lineage: Eukaryota; Viridiplantae; Streptophyta; Magnoliopsida; Solanales; Convolvulaceae. The coding region runs from base 1 to 3957 and encodes 1318 amino acids. The transcript has 4 exons. The record is from RefSeq and is a predicted model, not a curated record. Gene Ontology annotation, molecular function: RNA-DNA hybrid ribonuclease activity; nucleic acid binding.
AUGGGGAUCGUGCAAUUUCCGCAAGAGUGCAUGAAAGUCUCCCCAAAUGCGGAUCAAUCCAAGUAUUGCAGAUUCCAUAGGCAGGUGGGCCAUGAUACCGAUGAAUGCAACGUGUUAAAACGCCAGAUUGAGGAGCUCAUCCAUAGGGGAUACUUCAGACAGUUUGUCAAACGGUCAGGCCAGCAAAAGCCGGGCCAAAAGUCAAGCCAGCAACAACCUCCGCGUAAUUUACCAAAAAAUGUUUGGAAGAAGGAUGACAGCUCCGAACCGUCAUCCUCGAGUGGCGGAGACACACAAGCAGAGAGGAAGAAGUGGAGUCGCCAGUUAUAUGUAGGUGAGGUGGUCAGCCUUCCAAAGGGAAAAAAGCAGAGGAGGGAAGCCAUUACCUUCUCUGACGAUGACCUCCCAGAAGGUCCACUACCUCACCGAGAUGCGUUGGUGAUCAAGAUGGAGAUCAACGACAGCAUUGUGCAUCGCAUACUCGUAGACACCGGAAGCUCAGUCAACGUGAUGUACUACGACGCUUUCACCAAACUGGGACUCCCCAGAAAUCAACUCAAAGAGGUACGGACUCCACUUUCUGGUUUUACUGGGGAUUCAAUAGAGACGGAGGGAUCCGUGGUACUACCAGUAGAGAUAGGUGUGAGCCCCAACACCUCCAGAAUAAACAUGGAGUUCAUCGUUGUGAAACUCACAUGUGCCCAUAACAUCAUACUGGGGAGGCCAGCUCUGGAAGAUCUGAAGGCGAUAAUUUCGAUGGAGCACCUGUGCAUGAAAUUUCCCACGCUAUACGGGAUAGGAGUUGCGAGAGGAGAUCAAAGAGCAGCUCAAAACGUGCUGAGAGAAGAGGAGGGCUGGCCCCGAGCCGAGCCUGCAUCUGAUACGGAAGACGUGGUGGUCGAUCCUGCACGAGCAGAUAGGGUUGUAAAGAUUGGUACUGGGUUGGCACCCGAACUAAGAACCCAGAUAGUCGAAGUCAUCCGACAGUUUAAAGAAGUUUUUGCGUGGGGUCCAGAAGACAUGCCAGGUAUCAAUCGAAACAUCAUAACCCAUAAGUUAGCCGUGGACUCUACCAAGAAACCAAUACAACAGAGAAAGCGAUACAUGUCGGCUGAACGAAGGGACUUUGUGAGAAACGAGGUGGUCGCGUUGACACAAGCAGGACAUGUCAAGGAGAUCUAUUAUCCCGAGUGGUUGAGCAACAUAGUCCUGGCCCCAAAAGGCUCCACGUGGAGAAUGUGCGUGGAUUAUACAGAUCUCAAUAGAGCCUGCCCUAUGGAUCGAUUCCCCUUACCAAACAUAGAUCAGCUGGUAGAUGAGACAGCAGGUUGCGAAUUGAUGAGCUUCAUGGAUGCCUUCCAUGGGUACCAUCAGAUAUUCAUGCAUGAGGAAGAUGCUGAGAAGACCGCGUUCACCACCCUAGAAGGCAUUUUUUGCUACUUGGUCAUGCCGUUCGGCCUAAAAAACGCAGGCGCAACUUACACCCGGAUGGUGGCCAAGUUGUUUGGGAAAGUACUGGGACGAAACAUGGAGGCAUACGUAGACGACAUGAUUGUCAAAAGCCGUAGAGGUGCCUCUCAUGUCAAAGACCUUAACGAGGUAUUUUCUAUUAUGAGAAAUUUCAAUUUACGCCUGAACCCUAAGAAAUGCACGUUCACAGUCAAUGGGGGUAAGUUUCUGGGACUUAUGAUUACUAGAAAUGGGAUAGAACCAAACCCAGAAAAGGUAAAAACCAUUCUUGACAUGGAACCCCCGCGGUCCAUCAAAGAAGUCCAAAGAGUCAAUGGUCGCUUAGCGGCUUUGGGUCGAUUUCUAUCUAAAUCGGCCGAACGAUCCCUCCCCUUCUUCCAGAUACUAAAGAAGAAUAAGGGGUUUGAAUGGACCCCAGAGUGUCAGUCGGCAUUCGAUGAUUUGAAAAAAUAUUUGCUAUCCCCGCCACUGCUUGCAAAACCAGAGGCGGGUGAAACCUUACUCUUAUACCUGGGUAUAUCACAGGGUGCGAUCAGCUCCGUGUUGGUCAAAGAGGAAGGAGGGACUCAGCGUCCCAUUUACUAUGUGAGCAAGGCCCUACACGAUGCAGAACUACGGUACACUGCCGUGGAGAAAACAGUGUUUGCUGCGGUCACCGCCUCUAAAAGGUUGGCCCAUUACUUCCAAGCUCAUCCCAUCCAUGUACUCUCACAUCAACCAUUAGGGAGUUUCUUACGAAACACUAACUCUGAUAGGAUGGCGAGAUGGGCCAUGCACCUUAGCCAGUUCGACAUUGAAUUCAAACCAAGGCCCGCCGCCAUCAAAGGUCAAGCCCUUGCAGACUUCAUAGUGGAAUGCACAGCCCGCGAGGUGACGGAGCAGGUGGAAAAUGAAGAUGGUGGAUGGUGGACCUUGUCUACGGAUGGCUCAUCCAACAGUAAAGGUUGUGGGGGUGGAGUAGUGCUCAUCACCCCAGAAGGAUUCCGCGCUUACUAUGCAAUCAGGUUCCACUUCAAGUUAUCUAACAAUGAGGCAGAGUAUGAGGCCCUCCUCAACGGACUGCGGUUAGCAGCAGGACUACGAGCAGAAAAAAUUCGCAUCCGAUGUGAUUCCAAGUUAGUGGUCGGUCAAGUGACUAGGGAAUAUGAAGCCAAUGAAGGGAAUAUGCAAAGAUACAAGGAUGCAGUGCUGCGAACCUUGCGAGAAUUCGAGGGGUAUGAAAUUCACCAAGUACCUCGAGAACAGAAUGCUGACGCUGACAUGCUCUCCAAGCUGAGCACUGGGAUCCCCGGCCACAUUCGCAAGAUUGCUCGGGUUGAGGAUUUGGAGACAUCCAGCAUCGACAUCUCAUGGGUCUGCCCCGUGCAAUCCAGAGAGCCAUGUUGGAUUGACCACAUCACAAAGUACAAGAAGGAUGGCACUUUACCAGCGGACGAGCAAGAUGCAAAGCUAACAAGGUUGCUGGCACCCAACUACGUGAUAUUGGAAGACAAGUUAUAUAAACGAUCCUAUAAUGGCACACUCUUGAAGUGUGUAUACCCUGACGAAGCAGAGUUGAUGAUGAGAGAAGUCCACGAAGGAGUGUGCUCCGCGCAUCAAGGAGCAUACACCAUAGCUCGACGCAUCAUGCUGCAAGGUUUCUUCUGGCCAAAGAUGUUGAAGGAUUGCGCAGAAUACGCCAAGCGAUGCCCUAAGUAUUUGGUGGGAGCCCUGCCCACGGGCUCGGGAAACCGGAAGUACAUUAUCGUGGCCAUUGACUACUUCAUCAAAUGGGUGGAAGCUGAACCUCUGGCUAGCAUCACAGCAGCCAGGUGUAAAAAGUUUGUAGAGAAGAACAUACUAUGCCGCUUCGGCAUCCCCAUCCAAGUAAUCACUGACAAUGGACGUCAAUUCGAAGGCAAAGAGUUCUCAGACUUUUUGACGGAAUGGGGCAUCAAGCACAACCAUGCCAAUAGAACCAUCCUUGAUGGUUUGAAGAGGAAAUUGGAAGCAGUUGGCGGGGCGUGGGUUGAGGAACUGGACAGCAUCCUUUGGACCUAUUGCACAACCCCAAGGAGGGCUACUGGUGAAACUCUUUUCGCAUUGAGUUACGGGUUCGAAGCUCGAGCUCCAGCAGAGGUGAUGACACCGAAUAGAAGGAUGGAAGAAUACGAGGUAGAGCAAAAUGAGAUCCAACAGGGAACCGAUCUCAAUUUCAUAGAUGAAAAGCGAGAAGCUGCGUUUUGUAGGAUGGAAAACUACAACAGGCAGUUGAAGUCCUAUCAUGACGCCAAAGCUAAACCCAGGUACUUUCAAGUAGGUGAUUAUGUUUUGAGAAGGAGAGAUGCCAGUCAACCCUUGGAAGGAGGCAAGUUCGCGAAAAAAUGGGAGGGUCCGUACAUCAUAGACGAGGUGAUUCGUCCAGGAACUUACAAGUUGAUGACAGUAGGUGGCAGGUUGAUUGAUAGGAUAUGGAAUUCAGAACACUUAACAAAAUUUUAUCAGUAG